CGCGUCUGCGUGGAGACCUGGCAGGCGAUGCUCUCACCUCACUCGCGGAGAAAAAAAGCUGAGCACGGCGACUGCUUAAUGCUCUGCAGGCUUCUCCUUUCGCUGCCUGCCACAUGCACCCGGAGGGAGAGGAGCAGUGAAUACUGAGGACACCCCCAAAGGAAAGGAGGCACGGAGCCGGCUGGGAACUUGUGAUGGCUUCAAGUUGGCAGAAAACUCAGGAAUUCUACAACUGGAUCAUUGAAAAUGGAGAUCCAAGGACAGACUCGUGGCCCUUGGUGCACUCUCCACUUCCAGUCACACUUCUCUUUGCCUUCUACCUCUUCGUGGUGGCACUGGGACCCUCCUACAUGAGGAAGAGGAAACCGCUGCAGCUUCGAGGGCUGCUGCUCACCUACAAUCUUGCCAUGAUGACCUUAUCCAGCUACAUGUUCUAUGAGUUUCUGGUUACUUCAGUCUUGGAUGACUACAGCUACCUGUGUCAGCCAGUGGAUUACAGCCAAAGUGAACUAGCAAUAAGGAUGGCAAGAGUGUGUUGGUGGUUCUUCUUCUCCAAAGUCAUCGAGCUGCUUGACACGGUUUUCUUUAUCCUGCGGAAGAAACAAGAACAGGUGACUUUUCUGCAUGUGUACCAUCAUGGCACUAUGCUGUUCAACUGGUGGUCAGGGGUCAAAUAUGUGCCUGGAGGACAAGCCUUCUUUAUUGGGAUGCUAAAUUCGUUUGUACACAUCUUCAUGUAUGGUUAUUAUGCCCUGGCCAGCCUGGGACCACAAAUGCACCGUUACCUGUGGUGGAAGCGCUACUUAACCAUCCUGCAGCUGUGCCAGUUUGUAGCCAUUGCUGCUCAUUCUUCCUACAACCUCUUCACAGAAUGCCCCUUCCCUGAUGGCUUCAACACUGCAGUCUUCCUGUACAUUCUCAGCCUCAUUGCCCUCUUUCUACACUUCUACUAUCGGACCUACAUUAGGGGCAAGCAGGAGAAGCUAACUUAAAGAAAACCAAAGAGGAGAGUGAGCACU
Molecule: messenger RNA, 1019 nt
Organism: Calypte anna (Anna's hummingbird)
Lineage: Eukaryota; Metazoa; Chordata; Aves; Apodiformes; Trochilidae
Product: elongation of very long chain fatty acids protein 4
Exons: 8
Coding region: 195-992 (265 amino acids)
Biological process (GO): very long-chain fatty acid biosynthetic process; fatty acid elongation, polyunsaturated fatty acid; fatty acid elongation, monounsaturated fatty acid
Cellular component (GO): endoplasmic reticulum membrane
Molecular function (GO): fatty acid elongase activity
Source: RefSeq, a predicted model, not a curated record